UGCAGGAUGUCGACGAGGCCUGAGUGGCGAGUGGCGAAGUUCGCCUGUGGUCUUCGCUCCUGAUGGCCCUGCUGCUUUUCCGACACCAUCACUGCCCCAGCCAACGCUUUGCCCGGUCCGUCCUCUCUCUCAAUGCGACCGCGCUUGCGUCCUCAUUGAUUCCGGGGCGGAUGCCCACGCGCACUUCCCACCUCUUCGCGCUCUAGUCUCGUCGCAGCAGCACAAGAGACCCGAGGCUGUGUUGCGCGGCGUGGGAAGUUUGGUGGCUAUGGUGAUCGUGACGGUAGCUUAGCUCCGGGGUGGAUUUGUUUCGUGGGUGGUAGUUGGGGUACUGGAAGAGUUGCUGACGUUUCUGCUGGUCGGGUGGUGGGUGGUGGGUCUGCAUUGGGACUGGGGAGGAGGAGGAGGAGGCGAAGGGGUGGGCUUGAGCUGUGGACGAUUUUUAUGGUUUUUGUGUCGGUGGUUUCGACUGGAGUGGUGUAUCGAGGAUUUGACGAGAGUGAGAGAGAGCUGGUGAUCUUUGGUGCAACUUGGUUCUAGUCGUAUUGUUAUAGUACAGAGUUAUUUGGCAUCUUGGAGAUGCGGCACUUUCGCCGCAACUUUUCAUCCCGUCAUUAUUUGUAGUUCGCUGUAGAUCAUUUGGGGGCAAGAGCAGCUCAAGCAAAAGCGUUCUUUGAUGAAAACGUCGGCGCUAAGCAGAUUCCCUUCAAACCAUGAGUUUGGUUUGUGAGAUUGGGGAAGUGUGAGGAGGACGAGGAGGAGGAGGAGGAUGUGCCUUGGUCGCUACCGCGUGAAUGUAAUUCUGUACUGCGGUUCUGCGUGCAGACAAUGACAGGUUCUUGAUGUUGUAUUGGCGGGAUAUGACAAGAGGGUGUUAGAUUUCAGAGGAAUAGUGGAUGGAUUGGUGAUUUCGAGAAGUUUUCUUACUCGCAUUUGGCUUUGAAUUUUCAGAAAUAUCGCGCAUAGCAGGUUUUAUUUUUUUUAUUCCCUGUAUCAAGUUGGGGCUUGUACUUUGGCCGGCUCCUGUUACUGGCAAUCAUUUGAUGGGAAAUCGGAGCCUGCAGAGAAGACUUUUUAAAGAUGUAUAGGCCCUCGUCCUUGCUGUCCAACCCCCCCAACCAGGAUUUCAGCUUGAGGGGAGGAAGCGAUGAAGACAACUUGGAUAAUUCCCUGGAAGCAGAACGCAGAUAUUUCAAGCUCAGACCAGGGUUUGCAACUAGUGAUCAAACAAUGGAGCUCUGUAAUCCAUACCACGAAGAUCGCAAUGUGUCACAAGACGAGCGAGAUUUUAAUCCAAGCAGCGUCACCUUUGAAUGGUUACGACAGGCAGAAAGCGCAAGUUUAUAUGGAGGAUCAGAAGACUAUACACGACCAGUUUUGCAUCACGUGAGAUCAUGGGGACGAGAGGUAGUCAGGGAGAAACCAUUUAGUGUAAUCCACGAAUUCGACGCAUGGCGCAAGAACCCAGAGCUUGCCGAGGCAGUGGCAGCGAUUAAAGCAUUGACGGCUGUCAUCAAGCGGAGCGGGGCAUCGACGAUGAUGGGUCUGGAGGUAGAGCUGAAAGAGGCCUCAGAUGCUCUAAAGGCCUGGGAUGAGAGUUCUAUAUCACUGUCUGCAGGUUGUGACCUGUUUAUGCGUUACGUGACCCGCACCUCAGCAAUUGAAUACGAAGAUAUCGAAGCUGGCAAGGCCCGCUUAAUUGAACGAGGGGAGAAGUUUGGCGAUAUCUCUCAGAAGGCUCGAAGGACAAUUGCAGAACUAGGAAAGGAUUUCAUAGUUAAUGGAACGACUGUUUUGACCCACGGAUACUCAAGAGUUGUUAUAGCAUUGCUGAAGUUGGCAGCUUCAGAGGGGAAAGAUUUCAAUGUCGUCUGCACAGAAGGCAGACCUGACAAUACUGGAGCAGAGAUGGCAAAGGAGCUUGUGCCAGCUGGCAUACCUGUUACAUUAGUCCUGGAUGCAGGUGUAGCAUAUAUGAUGGAGACCAUUGAUAUGGUCCUAGUCGGAGCCGAUGGGGUUGUGGAGAGUGGUGGCAUCAUCAACAUGCUCGGCACUUACCAGACCGCAUUAAUUGCUCGCAGUUUGAAGAAGCCUGUCUAUGUUGCAGCAGAAAGCUACAAGUUUGCACGGCUUUUCCCUCUCGAUCAGAGGGAUAUGUCACCCGCCCCUCGCCAUGUGGACUUUUUGGUCCCGCUACCUCAGACAGUGCGUGUGGAGAACUCUGCCAGGGAUUACACUCCCCCUCAAUACCUCACUCUACUCUUCACCGACUUAGGAAUUUUGACUCCAUCAGCUGUGAGUGAUGAGCUCAUUCAGCUUUAUCUUUAACCAUUUCCAUUUCUCUUUUUCUUUCUCUUUUGUACUGGGGUCAAUGGCUUGAUCAAACCCUCUUUUGUUCACAACGCUUUGGGGAGAGAGAAGCCUCAUUCGCUGCCGUACUUGGGCUUAUAUGUUAUUCAAGUCUAGCCACACCUUCAAAGCAAUGAGGCUUGAAAACCAGCAGGAAGGCUAUCUGUUACUGCCCAGUUCUUGGCGAGUGCUUGGAAGACUAGGAGCAUCUGAGGUUUCUGGAGUCCUUACUUUCACAAAGUCGAGAAGUGCGUAUCUUUGAGGUGGGCUGGCAGCUUCGGAUAGUGUCAAGAGUCCCAUGUAUCGUAGAGGUAGAGCAGUUUUUGCCCUUUUUCUUUCUACUUUAUUAUUAGUAUUAUUACUGUUGUUAUCAUUAUGGUUUAGUUUAUGGAGGUAUGUGACCCUACAUGACGUUUUGUAUCUGGUCCACUUGAUGGAGGCGGCUGGAGUGGGAGAGCAUGGUCCUUGCUGCGCCCCUGCUUUGGAUAUAUUGAAACAGAAUGAGUUAUCCUUUUUUA
Messenger RNA from Physcomitrium patens, 2867 nucleotides. RefSeq lists its product as uncharacterized. NCBI's taxonomy places the organism in Eukaryota, Viridiplantae, Streptophyta, Bryopsida, Funariales, Funariaceae. Gene Ontology annotation, molecular function: translation initiation factor activity; guanyl-nucleotide exchange factor activity. The record is from RefSeq and is a predicted model, not a curated record. Gene Ontology annotation, cellular component: eukaryotic translation initiation factor 2B complex. Gene Ontology annotation, biological process: translational initiation.